Molecule: messenger RNA, 825 nt
Organism: Alternaria arbusti
Lineage: Eukaryota; Fungi; Ascomycota; Dothideomycetes; Pleosporales; Pleosporaceae
Exons: 3
Coding region: 1-825 (274 amino acids)
Source: RefSeq, a predicted model, not a curated record
AUGGGGGCAGCUGAUUCUGGAAGAGACGGUAACGACCCAGCCCCACUGUAUCACCAACAGAGGAUACACUUCACGGUUCGGCUCUUCCUAGCUAAGAGUCGACAAGAGGUUACAAAACGCACUUGCCUAGUCACAGCUGGCUCUACCAGACCUACACAUCCUGAUGACGCUAAUCAGCGGUCUGUGACCUGGGUGUUGGAGAAGACAGGAAAAAACGAGCGAGGGAAAGGAGGGGAUAAGGGGCAGAAGAAGAACGAGAGAAAGACUGCGAAGAAGGGUGAGGGGAAGAGUGAGAAGAAGGGCGAGGAGAAGAAGGGCGAGGAGAAGAAUGAGAAGAAAGGCGAGGCAAAGAAUGAGAAGAAAAGCGAGGCAAAGAAGAAGAAUGAUAGCAAUGAUAUUCUAACUAUUGUAGAGGAUGAAACGACCGAGUGGGAAAACGACGUCAUCUUCGAAUGGACCAAGAAAGCGCAGAAGCUGGUUAAGAGAGAAGCCAACAACAUCUUCCGCAAGGGUGUCGAGACACAUGGAAUGACUGUCGGCCAUCUCGUUCGUGGACUCAAGAAUUCCAGCAAGCUUCCCAACCUUACCGUCGAACAACUCAUUAGUAAAAACAAGACUCUCACUGUCGAGAAGGCGCGCGAUAUCAUCAUCGACCAGGCGUGGGAAUGGAGCCUAGAACACUUUCUCCGCAAGAACAAAAACCAAGGGACUUGCGAAGCGGCAGAUAAGGUUCAUUACACUCCACCCAAAACCGUUGUCGUGGGAUCGGAUCCGACGAACGAAAUGAAGGGCGAAGGCGAUCAUUCGACCUAUCCAGAGACGUGA